ACACAUUGAAAGGAGAGUAGACAGCAACCAUGUCGUGUCCAGUGAAUAAAGACACUAAAGGAAGCUUGGAAAAAGACAACAAAACAUCCCAGACGACAGGUCCUAGUGAGAACCUUACAGAAACAGAUGGGUAUUUCUGCAGUUCUUUCUCUAUGGACCCUGCGGAGGAGUACAAGAUGAACCACAAGCGGCGAGGCCUGGCUCUCAUCUUCAACCAGGAGCACUUCUUCUGGCAUCUGAGGAUGCCCCCCCGCAACGGGACCAAUGCUGACCGCUCCAAUCUGUGCCACCGAUAGCUUCACACUUCAAAACACAUAUAUUCAUAUGGUUGACAUCGACAACGUACACUAAAUCACAAGAGUAGAGAUUUGAACCCACAACAGCUUGGUUGCAGGGCUGAGAUUUAACCCCAAAUCCUUCACACUUGAAGUGCUUCUCUUUGUAUGUUAGACAUCGACAGUUACAGAAACUGUCAAUCAAGCACAAUAUAUAUGGAUUAAACCCACAACCUCCAACCUAUUACGCCAGGGACCCACUGUACCCACUGCCCCAUUUGGUCCUCUGUAGUAGACAAGAUGAAAAGACAGACAAUGAUGUGCCUCAAUAUGUUGUCUCCCCACUUGUUCUGUCAAAAGGGAAUUUGUGUUGUUUCUGUUUGUACUUGGAUGUGCUUAGCCUUUACAACUCAAAUGUAGUUUUACAUGUUUUGAAAGUGGCAGGCUAAACGUGAACAAAUUCCAAUGUGGAAAGUACCUCAGGGAGUCAAGUGUCUAAAAGACGUUAAGUAAACACUGCAGGUUUGGUCACAUGACCUAAGGUACUACUCUGACUCAGGAAAAUCAGUCCUAUACAUUGUUUACUGCCACUAUGGUGCCUUUGUUUGGUCAUUCAAAUCAAUGGCCUUUUAAUUAACUAUAAAAAAUAACAGCUUUUUACCAUUGUUCUUUGUUAUUGAGGGUAUUUGACAACUGUUUUCAACUUAAGAUACUUUAUUGGUCAAUUACACCCCCCCCCACAUCCCAUCUGGGCUGGGAUUGGAAACCCUCUGGUUGCUGGCUCGCAUCUCUAACCACUUGGCUACCUGUCGCUCCAAUACUGAACAACUUUAACAGUACCAAUCUUUUUAAAUACCAUUUUUAUACACCACAUGACUACAGGCAUAUUCUUCAGCCAGAAAAUAUGCGCACGUGUGCAUUAUGUAACUCAGAUAAGACAACUCAGGGUACCAAUCAACCGACCAUCUUAUGUUUAACAAAUAAAUAAUUGUUAGUCACCUGGGAGAUAUUUACUAAAGCAAUGACAAUGCAUGAGGUAUUACUCAUUUGUAUGUGAACCUGAGUGCUGGACACCAAUUCAUGUUUCUAUUUCUGAAUUGUUCAAGAAAAUGAGGACCAUUUUAGUCUCCAUGGGUGAAUAUAAGGAACCACUGCUUAGUAAGAGUAAUGUACUUUUCUUGUUUUGUGGUCCACCAGGGAAAUGUAUCUCUGACCUUUUGGGAGAUUGGGUUUGCACUAAUAGCAUUUGGAGAGGUGCGUGGGGCUCCUAUUGAGUUAGAAUCUCUCAUUUAUAAAAUGACAGUUGUAAAACUGUUGAAAUAAAAUAUUGAAAUGU
Messenger RNA from Oncorhynchus mykiss (rainbow trout), 1611 nucleotides. Lineage: Eukaryota; Metazoa; Chordata; Actinopteri; Salmoniformes; Salmonidae. The record is from RefSeq.